This is a messenger RNA of Manis javanica (Malayan pangolin), 984 nucleotides long. Lineage: Eukaryota; Metazoa; Chordata; Mammalia; Pholidota; Manidae. The record is from RefSeq and is a predicted model, not a curated record.
AUGGCCCAGCAGAGUCACAGAGCAGCCCCUGGUAGUUGUCAUUCUUCUUCCUUUUAUUCAACCCACUGUCUCUUUAUUUCUUUAUUUAAAAUUCAAAGGUGUCAAAGCUACACAGAAUCACAAAAUCUAACAGGCGUCCCAGAAUUCCUCCUCCUGGGCCUCUCAGAAGACCCAGAGCUGCAGCCGCUCCUCUUUGGGCUGUUCCUGACCAUGUACCUGGUCACCGUGCUGGGGAACCUGCUCAUCAUCCUGGCUGUUGGCUCUGACCCCCACCUCCACACCCCCAUGUACUUCUUCCUGUCCAGCCUGUCCCUGGCUGACAUUGGUUUCACCUCCACCACAGUCCCCAAGAUGCUGGUGAACAUCCAGACCCACAGCAAAUCCAUCAGCUACUCAGGCUGCCUCACCCAGAUGUGUUUUUUCAUGGUUUUUGGAGGAAUGGACACUUUUCUCCUCACCGUGAUGGCCUAUGACCGGUUUGUGGCCAUCUGUCACCCUCUGCACUACACGGGCAUCAUGAGUGUCCAUCUCUGUGGCCUCCUGGUGCUCAUGUCCUGGCUCAUCAGCUUGUCAUACUCCCUGAUGCAGAGUCUGUUGAUGCUGCGGCUGUCCUUCUGCUCCAGGCGGGUGAUUCCACACUUCUACUGCGCAAUCGCUCAGGCCCUCACGCUUGCCUGCUCAGACACACUCAUCAGUCACAUCCUGCUGUACAUGGUGACUGCCUUUCUGGGCAUUGUCCCCUUCUCGGGGAUCCUUUUCUCCUAUACCCGGAUUACAUCUUCAAUAUUGAAAAUCCCAUCAGCUAAUGGGAAACGUAAGGCCUUUUCUACCUGUGCAUCUCACCUGUCUGUGGUUUCUCUAUUCUAUGGGGCAGGCCUUGGUGUGUAUCUCAGUUCCGAUUCAUGUUCCCAGAAGGGCAUGAUUGGCUCGGUGGUGUACACGGUGGUCACCCCCAUGCUGAACCCCUUCAUCUACAGCCUGCGU